CCUAAUUUGAAACUAAAAAGGUUAAAUCUUGAACAGCCACUCUCUCGCUUUCUACUUCAAUUUUCAUCAAUUACGCAAUGGCGACCGAAAUCCUCCAAAUCGGAGACGUCGACGUCGACGACGACGAACUCACCAUCCUUUACUCGACGCCGCCGUCGUUAAUCAAGUCCGGCGCAACGAAAUCGGACGCAAUCUCCGUCGAAACCUACCGCCCCACUUCCAAAAUCAUAAUUGACCUCGACGACGUCGUCGAAGUCCCGGCCUCCUCCUUCACCAAGCGCAAUAAGAGCCGCUUCUACAGAGGCGAAUCGUCCAACUCCAAGCCCCGCCGCCUCUCCUUCUCCUGCGAAAUCUGCGCCUGCGAGAAGCCGAUCAGCGACUCGUUCCGCAUCCUCGGCUGCGACCACUCCUACUGCACGCAAUGCGUCUCCAAUUACGUCGCGGCGCGCCUGCAGGAAAGCAUCACGUCGAUCGGCUGCCCCGUCCCCGGGUGCGCGGGAUUCCUGGAGCCGCAGCACUGCCGCACGAUUCUGCCGCGGGAGGUCUUCGAUCGGUGGGGAGACGCGCUGUGCGAGGCCCUGAUUUUGGGGGCGGAGAGGUUUUAUUGUCCGUACAAGGAGUGCUCGGCUCUGCUAAUUAACGAUGGGAGUGAGAAUGUAGUGCAAUCGGAGUGCCCUGAGUGCCGGCGGUUAUUCUGUGCGCCGUGCAAGGCGGCGUGGCACGACGGAAUUGAAUGCGGUGAGUUUCAGAGGCUGAAGAAGGAUGAGAGAAGCAAUGAGGAUUUGAAGCUUAUGAAACUUGCAAAGGAUAGUAAGUGGAUUCGGUGCCCUAGCUGCCGAAUUUAUGUCUCCAAGUCUGAAGGUUGCUUAUACAUGCGAUGCAGGUGUGGAAUGACUUUUUGUUACAACUGUGGAGCUAAGAUGGAUGUACAUCUUCACUACUGCACAAAAUGCAAGCACUGAGAUUGGUUGAUUUGGUUUUGAUUAGUAAGUAAGUAGUAAGCCUAUUUCUUUUUUAUAGGCAAUGUGAUGUGCAUAUUUUCAUGGGUGGAGGCUUGGGCUCUGUGUUAAAGACAUGAGACCAUAUUUUGCUUUUCAGUAAAUUUUCAUUAUUCUAGUUUAGCUUCCAUGGCUAAUGAUAUGGUUGCCAUCAAUACCAUAAUCCACAUCAAAAUAUUUCUUUA
Messenger RNA from Salvia splendens (bonfire salvia), 1183 nucleotides. RefSeq names its product E3 ubiquitin-protein ligase RNF144A. Gene Ontology annotation, molecular function: ubiquitin-protein transferase activity; zinc ion binding. Gene Ontology annotation, biological process: protein ubiquitination. The record is from RefSeq and is a predicted model, not a curated record. Bases 78 to 962 code for a protein of 294 amino acids. NCBI's taxonomy places the organism in Eukaryota, Viridiplantae, Streptophyta, Magnoliopsida, Lamiales, Lamiaceae. The transcript has 2 exons.